UUUUUUUCAUUUUCGCACGACGAGAUUAACGUUCCCCGUAUAGAAACUAAUCCCUGAGACAGUAAAUUAUUCUUUUAACAACAAUCAACGGUUACAUUUACCCGAAUCGUGCUGGUCCUUUGAGCACAGAUUCCGAACUUGAUAACAACACGUUUAAGAAAAGCCAGUUACUACAGCUGACCCUCCUGGCUUCCUUUAUUCCGGUUUCUUCGCUUAUAUUGGCUGUCCGGCUCUUGGUAGUGUCUGGGAAAUAUCAGAUGUUAGUGCAUUCUUGAGAGAAUUAAUGAAGGGUUCAGCCCUGGAUGGACUAACGAGGUCUUAUUUGACUUUGUGAGUAACGGUGAAAAGGGCUGGAAAAAGAUCAACUCAAGUUUUUGUAUGAAUUGGUUAUUAGAUUUCAAAUGAAUAACGGAUGAAGUCGAUUAGAGACAAUUCCUGUUAGUUUUCGUUAAAAAAGAAUUUCUCGAGGAAGAUCGACUUGAGUCGACUACUCAGUGAUUCAAUAUACCUUAGAGUUAUUGAACUCUUUUCAAUUAACAUAAGAGGACAAAAACUUGGCAAAGAAGCAAAGCAGAACCUGGAAUGCCAGCUUUGAUUAUCUAAUAAUCUGCCAGUGUCCUACCCAAAUGCUUUAAUCUGCUUGGCCACGCUACCUAAAAAAACCAUGAGACUGUACAACAGUUUAAUUUUGAACGACUAGUAGAUUUACACUGAAACUAAAUUUCUAUGGGUGACAUUUGAUACGGGCCUCACCCUCACCACUAUCGCGCGACAGGAAUCGAGAAUAAAUUUUUUGUUGGUUUAAGAAAUAAUGUUAAAUAGAAAAAAUAUAUUAUUUGAUUAUUGUGGAAAACGAUGUCAGUAAUUUUUUUAAAAUGUUGUGCGUGGCUUGCCGGCCUUUCAGUAUAUCUGUUGCUAUCAGGAUGCCAUCCGCACAAUUUCUAGUAAAUCAGUACCUCUACUGCGUUGAUGCUCCAUUGAGAAAGCAUUACCUGUUGAUGAAUUAUCUUCAGAGAUAUUUAAGAAGAUAUAUAAUGGAUAAGCAUUGGUAAACCUUAUUUUCCAGGAGCUGCAAGCUUAUAGUUCUGGUCGGAAAUAGAAAACUAAAAACCGCUAACAAAAGAUAAUUGAGGAGCAGGAAAUUUUUCUAAGAUGUUUUUGGCUUUCUGACGCAGUUCCAGAGUUUGAAUCUUUUGUAAGCCACUUGAAAUAGAGACCUGUGUGUUUGUCGGCUGGAAUUCCGUUUUGCAUCUCUGCAAAACAAAAGGCAAUAGAAAAAAACGUGAUCGAAGAGAAAUGAAGUGGAACAAAUAUUUACAAAGCGCUGGAUGAUGUUACUAAUGUGCUUUACUAAAGCAUUAACGCGAGCUAUUCCGGCUAUUUAAGAGAUCAUAAAUGCUAACUUCUGCCUGUAAAUUUGGUUUUGGUUUAAAUCUAGUGGUUUUCCGGUCGGCUUUCUAUAAUUCGCGAAUCAGUUUGAGAAGGUACUAGAAAUUUGAUUAUUGUCUAUUUUGUCAGUCGAUAACAGUCAAUAUUGCCUCAGGGCUUGGUACAAGAAAGCUCCUCUUCUUCCAGAAGAAAACGUGCUUCAAGACAGGCACGCAAUCUAUGAACAUGAUUUAGCAGCUAUUAUUUGAUUGUACAAUGUUUUUAGGAAUCCUCCUGCACCCAUUUCGUGUUAAGAGGCCUUCGUCUCACAAGAUGUCCCAUUUGCUUUACGCCGUCAUUAACAGACGGCUACAGACCUCCUUCGACCACGUUAUUGUGUUUAAAGUAUUUCCUGCUUUCCUACUCUGAUUAAUUUCCUUCUCCGCUUUUAUCCUGUCUUAUUUCCCACGCCAUAUUCCCCAUCGAGUUUUCCGUGACCUUUCAGUUUUCAUCAAAACGCUUUGCGCUGUUGUUAAAAAUAGGUUUUAGUGAGAAGUCAAUUUGCGCUCUUUCGUUGAUGCUCGUUUAUUUAUUUUUUACCAAAUUUUAAUUCCCUUUAAUGCAUGCUUUAUUGUGACUGGAUUAUAAUGCACAAUUACAUGGUGGAAUAUAAUUAGUGUGCUUUGUUAGACAAGUUGUACAUGUAGAUGUCAUUAUAGCAAUAUAUCUUUUGUUUGAAGACUUUCGCUUCAUGAUAUCACGUUUGGAAGAGACGAGCUUUCCUUAGGACAUAUAAGGUGUUGAUUUGCUCUCGAUCAGUGGCUGAAGUACUUCCGCUUUGAUGGAGCUAUGCUGUAAACUAAGACGCUGAUGUAAGCAAUAUCAGCAGAACACCGGCGUUAAAUGAACUUAAAUGAUAAAAAUAAACGAAACUAAUUGUUUGGGUUUGGGUGUCUCGUUUGCAAUGUCCGUCGAAACCACUUGUAAAAAGGAAAGAACGUGGGAGAGUAGAAAAGUCAGUUUUGGAAAUGAAUCUGCAAAGUAAAAUACCGUUUAUUUCGUGUUUAACUGCUGAAACCACAAAUUAAAUAUGAUAACGAGCUUUCUUUCAAAGACAAUGCGUUGACUGAGAUAGGAGAGCUAACUCUUCCAAUUGUAAACACGAUGACGUCACUUUGGUAGAAUCGUCACCCGCGGUGAUUUGUGGAUCUCGAUCAUCAGGUCAUUCCAAACUUUCAAACCUAUGGUAACAGCCAGUACAUCUAUCGUUGUUGACUCGCCAGUUUCAGAGAAGAAAAAGGGAGCUUGACUGAAUAUGGUUUAGUUACGACAAUUCUAUUUACAGUCUACUUGUAGAUCAAACCGUCAUGGGAUAUUUCAGGGUCAUAUUGUUAAUGCAACUAGUUGCCGUUGUAAAGCUUGUUCACAUUCCGAGGGAACAAUGGCCGAGGCUUGGCGACCAAAUAACCCAGGAUAUUCUGGAUUCAAUUCAAACAUUUGAUCUUCUUAACCAAGAACUCUCCAUGGGAUUUUUUGUAAGAGGAGUCGCGGGCCCCCAGGGACCUCCGGGAGCAAAAGGUCCCCUUGGUAGUUCCGGAAUCACUGGAUCAGCUGGCAUGCCAGGAUGGCCUGGUCCCCCAGGACAGCAUGGCCAGGUUGGGUUACCAGGACCACCCGGACCUCCAGGGCCACAGGGGCCCCCAGGGGCAAAAGGAGGAAUGGGAUUCGGAGGCUUGCCAGGACAGGUCGGAAUGCCCGGAGUCCCUGGGCAUCCAAUGUGGAAGAUAACAACGGAUAUUUAUACUCCGCUAUAUACAGUGCAAACGAACGUGACCGUCAUGUGUGUUGGCGACCGUGCGUUAUUACAAUGCAGUCCUGGCAAACGAGUGAAAGUAACUCAAGCUCGGUGGGGAAAGGGUAACUCUGUGACAUGCACCAGCUCUGCACCUGCCGAUUCAUCUACCUCUACACCUAACACAAAUGUCCCAGAUCCAAGUCAUGUGACCGACCAAAUAAGGAAACGCUGCGCAAAACAACAACAUUGCGAUGUGCAGGCAAGUGCGCCAUUCUUUCAGAGUGUUCCGAGCUCGUCUAAGUAUCUAAAGGUGUGGCAUGAAUGUAUUCCUGAUGUCUCAGGGGUCAUUUUACCAACACGGACCGCAAGAAGGGAGAGAGUUGACCCCAAUAUCCAAAAGAGAGAUUUCUUUCUUCGAUCAGGUGAAAAAAAAGGCACGGGGUCUGAACCUGUCAAGUGGUACGCUGAAGGCUUGGUAACUGGUGCCUCUCGCAAUCUCAGUGGUGGCAGUGUAAAAGAAAAUGCGCACAGGGGCAAAAGCAACGAGCAAAUCUCAUCCAGAAGGAACGAAUCAGCAGCAGAGAAGGAAAAGAGAAGUGAGGGUAGCUACAAGAGCGCCCAGUUAGCCCAGGUGUUGGAUGAAUUGAUGCGACCACCUUCUGUAUACACAUAACUUAAAGAUUAAAAAAGCGAUUCGGUUCGAUUACUUAGCCAUUGUUGUAAGAACGAAUUGCUCCAGAUACAUCGAUGAGCUAGCUAAAAACGCGCACUAAAAUAACAUUUAAGAAACAUUCCGCGUGGUUGGUGCUUUCAUUGCUGUAUGAAUGCCUAGCCAUAGUGUAAUCUCUAGCCUAGUUGUCGCAUAGUCUCUAUGUGUCAAGCUUAGGCACAUUUGCACAUGUAACUAUUUACUAUUUAACCCACACCAAGCUGUAUGGAAUUAAAAUAUUCCGGCAAAAUA
Messenger RNA from Pocillopora damicornis (cauliflower coral), 4124 nucleotides. RefSeq lists its product as uncharacterized. Gene Ontology annotation, molecular function: carbohydrate binding. Lineage: Eukaryota; Metazoa; Cnidaria; Anthozoa; Scleractinia; Pocilloporidae. The record is from RefSeq and is a predicted model, not a curated record.